UUCACUCACUGGUGAGUGGUGCAAGCUUAAAUAAAAAAUAAAAAUGCCAGUGGCGCGCUAAAGUUGUGUAGGAUAUGUUGUACCGAAGUUACUUUUAAGUUUUAGCGUACAUUAUCGUAACAAUAUAUUAGUUAAGUUUUGUGAAUAUCAAGAUUAAAGACUGCAGCAAACAACACUAGAAAAUAUACUCAUGUCGCAUCAACAUCCAGAUGGCACUUAAGCGGGCUAUAAUUUAUGGCUAAAAAAACUAUACAAAAGUGUUUGUUUAGUGAUGUGUUAGUGUCAAUUUUCUCAAGAUGGACGUGAACUCAACUUUGGCGACGAUAUACCCGCGUGAAGCGACGAUAUUAGCCGCCGCGUGCGCAUGCAUUUUUAGCAUGGUUGGAGUAAUUGGCAACCUUAUAACGACUGUGGCGCUCGUGAUGCAUCCAAAGCUUCGUGGUCAUGUCACUACAAUGUUCGUAUUGUCACUCUGUGUCUCUGAUCUUCUCUUCUGCAGUAUCAACUUGCCGCUUACAGCUAGCAGGUACAUAAAUGAAGAAUGGGUGUUGGGUCCUCGCCUCUGCCAGAUGUUUGCAUUCGUCUUUUACGGCAAUGAGGCCGUUUCUCUUCUGUCUAUGGUGGCUAUUACAAUUAACAGAUACACCCUUAUCGCGUACUAUGACAUGUACUCACAGAUCUACACCACAACCAAGAUCUGGAUCCAGCUCAUCACCAUAUGGCUCGUCUCCUUUGGACUUAUGGUCCCAUCAUUACUCGAAGUGUGGGGUAAAUUGGGAUUAGAUCAAAACACAUUUUCAUGCACAAUCCUCCCGAAGGACGGUCGGAGUCCCAAGAAGUAUUUGUUCGUGUUCGGAUUCGCGUUGCCUUGUGUUGUGAUAAUUGUAUCAUACUCGUGCAUCUACUGGCGCGUACGUGAGAGCAAAAGGAAGCUGGAGGGACGAAGGUGUGUAUGUGGUAAACUUAGCGGCCAGACAGCGAAAGAAAAGGAAGAAGACUCGAGACUGACAACCCUUAUGCUGACAAUCUUCCUUUGUUUCUUGGCCUGUUUCCUUCCUCUCAUGAUCAUGAAUGUCGCUGAUGAUGGCAUCCGAUUCCCUUGGCUCCACAUCAUUGCAUCUAUCCUAGCAUGGGCCUCCAGUGUCAUAAAUCCCCUAAUAUAUGCAGCAACGAAUAGACAAUAUAGAGCGGCGUAUGGCAACCUUCUAAAAAUUUGCCGAAAUAACCCUGUGACGAAACGCACGACUUGGGGAAGUCGAACCGUCGGCCAAUCGUCGAAUUCUCCGCAUUAUGUUGAAAAACGUAAAGACAAACCGACAAAAUUAUAACAU
Pieris napi is the source of this 1331-nucleotide messenger RNA. RefSeq names its product protein trapped in endoderm-1 (gene Tre1). Gene Ontology annotation, molecular function: G protein-coupled receptor activity. NCBI's taxonomy places the organism in Eukaryota, Metazoa, Arthropoda, Insecta, Lepidoptera, Pieridae. Gene Ontology annotation, cellular component: membrane. Gene Ontology annotation, biological process: G protein-coupled receptor signaling pathway. The transcript is spliced from 7 exons. The record is from RefSeq and is a predicted model, not a curated record. Bases 297 to 1328 code for a protein of 343 amino acids.